UGACUCAACAUUGCCGAAAACGGGAGAACUCCAAUUAUUUGCGAAUAACUUUCAGAGAUGAGGUCGUCUAGGACAUCCAGCGAUUCAAAAUGGGGGCGCCAGUCAAACGACAACAAAGAUACAAUGCGCUCCUCGCGGCAGGUUAACAAAAAGCUUGUGAAGCUAUUCCUGGCGGAGGCAGACGACAGUGACGCCACCUGCACCACAUCCACUGCCCUGGACACCACCACGACAGACAGUGCGUUUUUUGAUAGUAAUUUCGACGAGGAGAGCACUGGGCUCCAGGACUGCGAUCCAGGAAGCCAGUGCCGCACCUGCUUUCGCAUCAUAUCGCGGCAUGAGGAUGCCCAGGAUCUCUACGACAGGGUCAACAUGGCGCUUCUGCACAACAUAAAGGUCAUAACUGGGGUGUGGAUACAACCAGGAGUGAAGGAACUACCGCAUCACAUUUGCGCAACGUGCCAGGAAACUCUUAAUAAAUCCGUGGAAUUCCGUGCCAAGUGCCAGCAGGUCGACAAAAAGCUUAGGCAGACGACGGCAAAGUGCAAUAUUCAAAUCUGUGACGAGGAAAUGGAGUCAGAGCUGGAAAAUGUGCUCUAUGAAGAGUCCGCCCAGCAGGCAAAGGGAAUUCUAGGACUAGAAGAUUCCAGCUCUGAGUUGUGGUCGGAUAGUGAGGGUGCCCUGGAUGAAGAAGGCUUUCCACUGGAUGCAGAGCCAACUCAGUUUUCACUAAGUGAAGAGGAGUUGGACCUCGACAGAGACACAGAAGAAGAGUUUGUUUUGGAGCAAAACAAGUCAUAUAAUGAAAUAAUUAGCAUACGAAAGUGUAAGACAAAGGAAGAGAUUGGUAAGGUAGAUCACGGAGCCAAGGUCUAUAAGGUUGUGCUCGGUGAGUACAAUAGCCAAAAAGAAACUGCACCAAAGUAUUCGCUUCCACUACCAAAGAGACCUCAACUCAGGGUGAGUCCAGAGGAGAAAAAGCGAAGGCGACGCGAAAGGGUUCAAGCAAAGCCAUUGAACUAUGUCUGCGACAAGUGCGGGCACUCCUUUCGCCAACGCAGUCAGCUGGAGAUGCACUUGCUCCGGCACAAUAGGGCCAAGAAUUUCGAGUGCCCCGAGUGCCCGAAAAAGUUCUACGACCUCUAUACGCGCAACAUUCACGUAAGGGCGAUGCACAAGGGCGAGCAUCCCUUUCCCUGCAACCACUGCAAUGAAGCCUUCGCAAACGCAAGCAGUCGUCACAGGCACGAGAGGGAUGUUCACGGAGCAGGCAAUCGCAUUCGCACGCGGGCGAAAUCGAAAGAAAAGGGACCCAGUCGCCAUUACUGCACCAUGUGCACCAAAAGUUACACCAGCAAGAACGGACUAGUCCUGCACAUGAACUUCCACAACGGAAGCAGACCCUUCCAGUGCAAGAUUUGCCAGAUGAAAUUCGCAGACCCAUCUGCCAUGAAACGACAUCAAGCUUUGCACGACAAGUUUCCCAUUCGCUGUGACAUCUGCCAAAAGGGAUUCCUGCUGCGCUCCCAACUUACAAAGCACCAGGAUGUACACACAGGAAUGCGUCCUUAUCGGUGCGAGAUCUGCGACGUUCACUACCGCCAUAGAUAUAAUCUAAACAAACACAAAACCACCGAUUUGCAUCGGGAUAAUAUGCAGAAAGCUAUAAAAGAAGAAAUUAAUGGACUGCAACAAGCAUUUAAAGAUAUUGAUAACGAUAUCAAGAAAACGGACUUUGAAUCUCAAACACAUCACUUGACCACAUUUAAUCCAAAUGCACAGGGAGUGUGAGCCAGAACUCAGGAUGAAAAGACUCAAAUUCUUGAAUAUUUAUAAUUUUUAUAGAAAUUGAUAUACUUUCAUGGCAAAGUACGUAAUACUUUUAAGGUGAUUGCACGUUAAGUGCCGACAUAGAUUAUGACACGAACAAUAUUUUAAAAAUAUAUAAUUCGUAUAACAAUA
This is a messenger RNA of Drosophila sechellia, 1962 nucleotides long. RefSeq names its product zinc finger and BTB domain-containing protein 17. NCBI's taxonomy places the organism in Eukaryota, Metazoa, Arthropoda, Insecta, Diptera, Drosophilidae. Gene Ontology annotation, cellular component: nucleus. The transcript has 5 exons. Gene Ontology annotation, biological process: regulation of transcription by RNA polymerase II. Gene Ontology annotation, molecular function: DNA-binding transcription factor activity, RNA polymerase II-specific; RNA polymerase II transcription regulatory region sequence-specific DNA binding; zinc ion binding. The record is from RefSeq and is a predicted model, not a curated record. The coding region runs from base 58 to 1791 and encodes 577 amino acids.